GUUGUACUUGAUAGUUGAUCAAACUCACAUCCUUAGGACACCUUAUCUGUUCCCUAUUUUCUGUGUUGUUAUUGAAGUCGCAUUUUCUUUCGUAUCGUCUCUAUUAUUCUACAUUGGAUAUAGUAAGUUUGACCCCAGUAGCCUUCCGUUCAAUCUUUCACAGGAGCAGUUGGAUUACAUGUCAAUGAGGACCGUUGCAUCUUAUAAACUAAAGACUUUCAAAGAAAUAAUUUAUCCGGUACAUUUCGUUUCGAUGGUUCUAUUAGCCCUCGUAUUCCUUGUGUUAAUUGCAUUUGAGAUCGUUCGUACUAUUCAUAAGAAACAAAGCCUCAUGUCUACCGGAGCAUCCAGUCAUCAUCUAAAAGCGCUGAAGGUUCUAACGAUCCAGGGGGUUUGUACCGCAUCAAUAUCUUGCUGUGCUCCUGUCGCAAUAACCCUUUCGCUUUUUCUCCCUAUAAGUUUGACUGUAGUUUAUGGUUGCUCGUUAAUGUUGGGUUCUAGCUCUCUAGUACAGUCUGUUCUCACCAUCUCUUUGAACCCAGUUUUCCGGAAAACUGUUCUGACUCUGAUUGGCAUUGAAGCAAGAAAGACUACUGUCCGAGUAGAUGCUGCACGCAAGUACAAGUUUCCGUCUAACUGGCCGUCAUUUCACAGACAGCUGCACAUUCGGAUUUGUUGA
Molecule: messenger RNA, 679 nt
Organism: Auanema sp. JU1783
Lineage: Eukaryota; Metazoa; Nematoda; Chromadorea; Rhabditida; Rhabditidae
Source: the annotation of a GenBank genome assembly